AUGCCCGCGUUACCAGUUACCGGACUAACAGUCAGAGGUGCAACCGCAGCAGCCCCGACAAAAGUCAAACAGCAAAUUUAUACGGAAUUCACGGUGCAAGGAAUCACACUCGCGGAUGUAUUCCUGGUAAUCCCUAAACUUACAAGUCCAUGCAUCAUUGGGAUCGGACUGCUUACCCAACUGCAAGCAACGAUCGACUUAAGCCAGGAUAUCAUCACAGUCCACAAGGAGCAAGACGCGAUUCCGAUGAAAUUAAAACGGGAGCAUCCCGCAUCAGAGGGAAUCACAACUUCAAAACUCGGGAACGAGGAAUGGGAUGCAUCGGAAAAAGAGAUAAUAGACAAAAUCGACGAAAUAGAAUGGCCGAACGACGAUGAACGAGGAACCUUAAGGCGACACAUUCUCGAGUACAAGGACAUCUUCAGCAAACGACCGGGUAAAUUAACCACUUACCAACACCGACUGGAGGUAAUGCCACACACUCCGUACGCCAGGAAACCUUACCCAAUACCGAUAGCUCAUCGGGAAAAGGUUACGGAAGAAAUAAAUAAAAUGUUGGAGCUCGGCAUAAUUCAACGUUCCAACAGCCCAUAUGUAAACCCUCUCGUCGUGGUCCACAAAAAGGACGGCAGCCUGCGACUCUGCUUGGACGCGAGGAGACUCAACUCGAUCCUCAUAGCGGGCUCAGAGUGCAUGCAGACUAUGGAAGUCCUGUUUCAAGAAUGCACUAACGCAAACGUGAUGUCUACCUUAGAUCUUACAUCAAGUUUCUGGCAAGUCCCACUGCACCCAGAUUCGCGCAAAUACACGGCGUUCCUACACCAAGGGCGAUGUUAUGAAUUCAUCGUUACACCAUUCGGACUCAAGACCAGUACUGCAGCUCUAGUCAGAGGCCUGGAACCAGUCCUGAGAAACGUGUCAGCAGGAAUCUUAAACUUUGUAGAUGACAUCCUCUGCACGGCGCGAACCUUCGAACAACACAUCGAGCAGCUAAGGCGCUUUCUGGGACACGUCAUCACGCCUAAAGGCAUCCACCCGGAUCCGACAAAGCUGCAAGCCAUCCAGGAGGCACCGUCACCGAAGAAUGUGCAGCAACUCCGGGGAUUCCUAGGCCUAAUAAAUUUUUAUACUAAAUUUAACCCAACACACGCCAAAGUAAUCACACCACUGCUCCAACUAGUCAAGAAAGGUCAGAGGUGGAAAUGGGACGAAGACAAGCAACUAGCCUUCGAAAAGGCCAAAGACAGCUUCUGCAAAGAAGUAACGCUGCAGUUCCCGAAGAAGGAUCGCCCAUUUUACCUCCAAACGGACGCUAGCGACUACGCCCUAGGAGCGGUAUUAUACCAGUUAAAUGAUGAGGGUCAGCAAGAACCGAUUCAUUUCGCGAGUCGAACCUUAAAAGGGCCGGAAUUGGCCUAUUUCACCACCGAAAAAGAGCUGCUUGGAAUCGUGUGGGCGCUAAAAAAGUUCCGGUCAUAUUUAUUCGGAAGCAAAGUAAUCAUCGUCACCGACCACCAAGCACUGACGUUCCUCAGGAGUUGCCAGCUUCUCAAUGCAAGGUUAACGCGAUGGACCUUAGCAAUUCAAGAUUACGAUCUUGAAAUACAAUAUUGCAAAGGAUCGGACAACGUCGUCGCGGACUACCUCAGCAGAGCAAGCACGAAGACCGCUGCGAAGGACGGUAUCGACCUCCGAGGACCGAAAUUAAAUCGACUCGCCAAGGAACCCAAUAAAGAACUAGAAGGUCUAUGCAAAAACUUGGCCACCAAGCAGGAUGAGGACGACGAGGUGAAGGCCUUAAAAGAGCGCGUAAGGACAACGGGAGAUACUCACUACCGACUCGAAGGCAACAAAUUACUAAUACAAAAAGGAGGUUGGUACAAAUACAUGGUACCAAGUUUGUACGUGGAUCUCCUAAUCAACGAGUGCCACGAAAUAUACGGACAUUGCGGGGCGAAGAAAUGUUACCUAAUACUAAGGGAAACCUUUUACUUCCCUCGCUGCUAUAAACGAAUAAGAAAGAGAUUAAGCGCUUGCGACAGCUGCCAGCGUAACAAAAUAUACACCGUGGGAUCAUUCGCCGAGAUGCAAAACAUCAUUCCGAGGAAGCCACGAGAGUUAGCAUCGGUAGACUUCUAUGGACCAUUACCCACGGGAAAAGGCGGCGUUAAAUACAUCCCAGCAAUAAUUGAUGUAUUCUCAAAAGUGACCGCUCUAUAUGCCCUCAAGCGAGCCACCGCGGAAGCCACGCUGAAGUGUCUACGCGACCGCUACAUACCAAGAUUCGGAACGCCGAAAAAACUCCUGUCAGAUCAAGGGACGCAGUUCACGUCCGACAAAUGGCGGGAAGGGCUGCAGCAAGAAGGCAUCCAACAUAUCUUGACAUCGAUACGCCACCCACAGGCGAAUCCGGUGGAAAGAACCAAUCGGGAAUUAGCGCGAUACUUCCGAACAUUUCUGAACAAUCAACACAGUCGCUGGGCGGACUGGCUUGAUGUCCUGGAGGACGGCAUCAACCAUGCCUACCAUGAAGCAACGGGAUGCAUACCGAUGCAGUUACAUGAUGACAUUCGUCCACCUCGACCGUGGGAGAGAUGGUUAGAAUCCUAUCCAAGAAAUAUAGCGCACCCCGAAAGACUAGUUUUCGCCUACAAGAACAUAACGCGGGAAGGGCGUAGAAGAGCCCAACGCUUCAACAAACAACACAAAAUCACCGAAUACAAUGUCGGGGACUUAGUGCUAGUGCGCGCAUUAAACGUCUCAAAACCUGAGAAGAAUAUUUCAGCGAAGUUCCUACCAUUAUAUGAACGCCCAUAUGAAGUGGCACGGAUAACCGCCGAAGGAAUCACAAUGCAGAAACAUUCCAGCCCGGACCUAUUAAGAGCCAGAGCCCAGAUCGAGGCCCUAGAGCCCUUAGAACUGAUACGGCACCCCGAUCUGGCGGGCCUAAACGCCAGCGGGAAAAUGCCCGACCUGAGGGACCGGUAUUGGAGAUACAAGCUGCGAGCUCGCUACGCUCAGCCGGGGGUGCUGUGGAACCCUGCGGAGGACGAGCGGCGAGGCUCGGGGCCAGUGACCAGCAUCACCGCCUGGCAGAAGAAGUCCGCCGGAGAAGGAGAACAGUUCGGAGUGCGGGAUCUGCAGAAGAGGCUGAAAGCGGAAGCCAUUAAGCGGACCCAAGCCCCGAACGAAACUAUAGCGACAUAUUUAUUGAAGCUGCGGCUGUUAUACAGCCACCCAGAUCCACCAAUGAGUGAAGAGGAGCAAUUGGACUGGACCUACGAGAACUUACACUCCUCAUAUAGGGAACGCAUCUCCAGAAGGACGGUCCACACUUUCAGAGACCUAAAAGAAUUGGGACAGGAAGUUGAGAUGGACCGACUACAUCGGCAGACUUAUGCUCCUCCACCUUCGGCAGCCCGCUCCGCGGUAAGGGCCGCGGUCUAUGCGGACGGGGAUAUGGAUGCACGCCAGGCGGUACAAGCAGUGGAAGCGUAG
Molecule: messenger RNA, 3498 nt
Organism: Orussus abietinus
Lineage: Eukaryota; Metazoa; Arthropoda; Insecta; Hymenoptera; Orussidae
Gene: Arc1
Product: retrovirus-related Pol polyprotein from transposon 17.6
Exons: 4
Coding region: 1-3498 (1165 amino acids)
Biological process (GO): DNA integration
Molecular function (GO): nucleic acid binding
Source: RefSeq, a predicted model, not a curated record